AUCCACACCCCUGAUGAACAGCAUCACGCCCUGAUGAACCACUUUACGUACAACAAAACCUGGCUACGGUCCAAGUUCCCAGCCGACACUGCCUACAUAUCUAUCGUUCGAGAUCCAAGCGAGCAAUUGAGGUCUGCUAUGAACUAUUACUACCUCCCAGAACUUCUGAAGAUCAAGUCCGAAAACCCGCUCAAGACGUUCUUGGAGAAUCCGUGGAGGUACAAGAAUCGAUCCGAGGUUAACUUUGCCCACUGUAACGUGACCUGGGACCCCAGUCGGAACUUCAUGGCCUUUGACUUGGGCUACCCUACCGAUGGAGUGGAAGAUAAGGAGCGAACUCGCAGAUACGUCAAUGAACUAGAAGCCGACUUCACCCUCGUUAUGCUGCUGGACCACUUGGACGAGUCUUGCGUUCUCCUCAAACGUCUGAUGUGUUGGGAACUGCAAGACGUACUUUACGUCACGAAGAACAACCGAAGUUACUCUUUCAAGGAAUACGUCCCAUCUGACAAAGAGAUUGCGAUGCUACGACGCUGGAAAGCCGUGGACUAUCUACUGCACGACACGUUCAACAAGUCCUUGUGGAGGAAGAUAGCAGCACAGGGUCCAGGCUUCUUUGAGGAAGUGACAAGGGUUAAGGAUGUUAACGAGCGCGUCAACACGUACUGUGCUGAAUGGAAGGACGGGGAAACCAACCUCACACUCACAGUGGAAACGUCGAAGUGGAAUUCAUUCAACCUUACAGUGGAAGCGUCCAGGUGGAAUUCACAGUUUGAAGUGGACGCCGAGUUUUGCCGAGUACUAAACGCUAAAGUUAUACAGCUUUUGGAGCCGUUGCAAAAUACAACAAAGGACGGCAAAUUUAAACUCGUGACCGAGAGAAUAAACAUGAGAGAACUGAUCGAUGGACAGCCAACUUUCAAACAUCAGCGCGAGCGAAGAAUAUAUCUGAAUAGAGUCAAAGUUGCAAAAGAACUUGAAGCGAAAAAGAACGAAACAAAACCAAACGAACAAAGAAAGGACGAGGAAUGA
Molecule: messenger RNA, 1032 nt
Organism: Branchiostoma belcheri (Belcher's lancelet)
Lineage: Eukaryota; Metazoa; Chordata; Leptocardii; Amphioxiformes; Branchiostomatidae
Product: galactosylceramide sulfotransferase-like
Exons: 6
Coding region: 34-1032 (332 amino acids)
Biological process (GO): glycolipid biosynthetic process
Cellular component (GO): membrane
Molecular function (GO): galactosylceramide sulfotransferase activity
Source: RefSeq, a predicted model, not a curated record